AUGGACCCAGGACUUGAUUUGGGAUACUCCCAGGUGGUCCAUAUUGCAAGAGAUGCUAAAAUUAGGAUAUUCCCUGUUAUGAAAGCAUGCUCUGGAGAGAAGGCCAAAGAAUACUUACCAAAAGGAGUCAGAUAAAACCAGACAUCCAUCACAAGGUCUCAAUCAAACACCCUAGUUCAAGCCAUAGACAGGAACCAAUUCCCUGAUACUGCAACCAGGAAAGUACUGGCUAAACAAACAGGCAUUCAGGAAUUGAGAAUUCAAAACCAAAGAUCUCUAUACCCACAGUACAGCAGAAGUAAGCCUGCAGGCUGUGCGGGAGGACAGAACUCUCCCUAUACUCUGACACUUGCAAACUACUUGCUGAUAUCACUGUCUCCAGGAGGGGGCCUCCCCAAUAUUCACGCUACUUUCUGGCCCCAAAGCGAAGACAAAUGCCAGAAUCACAAAGAACACACUGUCACAGAAGUACUACAGCUGAAAGACUAUUCUCAGCAUCAUCCUGUACACAAAAAACAUCAAUCACAGGAUCUGGAUCAGAUGGACACAUCUUACAUUAUGCAAUGAUGGGAUGAGUGCUGCCAGGUUCUGAUUGCAGAAUGA
Molecule: messenger RNA, 603 nt
Organism: Phyllostomus hastatus (greater spear-nosed bat)
Lineage: Eukaryota; Metazoa; Chordata; Mammalia; Chiroptera; Phyllostomidae
Gene: DUXB
Product: double homeobox B
Exons: 3
Molecular function (GO): DNA binding
Source: RefSeq, a predicted model, not a curated record